GUCGCCGCCGGUAACGUCGAGCCCGUCGCCAUGGCCGACGCGGAGGACGGCGAGGAGCCGUGCGCGCUGCUGGCGUCGCACGCGGGCGGCGCGGGCUCCAAGGCGGGCGGCGACAAGAUGUUCUCGCUCAAGAAGUGGAACGCGGUGGCCAUGUGGAGCUGGGACGUGGAGUGCGACACGUGCGCCAUCUGCCGGGUCCAGGUCAUGGAUGCCUGUCUUAGAUGUCAAGCUGAAAACAAACAAGAGGAUUGUGUUGUGGUCUGGGGAGAAUGCAAUCAUUCCUUCCAUAACUGUUGCAUGUCCCUGUGGGUGAAACAGAACAACCGCUGCCCCCUCUGCCAGCAGGACUGGGUGGUACAGAGAAUUGGCAAGUGAGCCUGGAGCAGAGUUUCCAGGUGCAGCUCCUCGGACUCCCCCGGUGGAUCUUAGCAGAUGUGCUGCAAAAGAGAUGCUAGAACACUCCUGGCAUUGAAGCUUCCCCGAAGGUCAAGGCCAGCGCAGUGGUCCUCUGGACUUGCCAGAAGCACGAUUUCUCAUCCUGUCAGUUUUCUUUUUAGAAAUGCUCUACAAUUAAGGUGGUAAUUUAUUACAGAUGGUCUUCCCUAUCUCUGUUGGAUCGCACAUACUGCUUUAAAGUGCUCUGAAGGAGGCAAGAACUGCCCACCUGAAGGACCUUGAUCAUUUUUUUUUUAACUUGCUGGAGAUCCUACACUUGUGAAAGCAGUGUCCCACACAAGAGAACCUUUGCAUGCAUGAUCGAUUUUUAAAAAGACAAUGAAUGCUACAGUAACAGAUAAAAUGCAGUUGAAAAUGCAACUCUGAUCCUUGAUUUGUUCCUAAUAUUUAUUGGAGGGGUGUGAUUUGAGAACUCAAUCGGAUAGGCUGAAUUUUUAGGUGUGAACUAAUGAACAGGGAAAAUAGCAUUUAACAUCAGGACUGACUGUGGGAUUCCUGGUCCUGGUAUUGCAUCUUCAGCUCAGUCCACCUUGCUUCCUCCUGCGGCAUUAGAUUGCAGAGAACAGGAGGCAUCGCCAGGUUCUGGUCAGAUUUUGUUCCGUUUGGCUGUGUUUUAAGCAGAAUGUUAACGAGGGGGAAUCAUUUGCCAGUAGCAUUGAACGGAAAAGGCUUAUUUUACUAUACGAUGUUUUAAUAAUUGCUUUAUUUUGUUUACAUUGAAUGGUUAUUCUUGUAUUUUAUGUACAUUAAGCCCAGAGUUACAAUAAUUUUUCAAAUGAAUACAUCCAUGUAAUUUGAAAAGGCACUCCUGUGCUCUUUGACUUGGUAAUGAAAAUAAUAAGCUCUAAAUAAUAAAAUUUCAAAUCGGUUGCCUGAAAA
This is a messenger RNA of Suncus etruscus (white-toothed pygmy shrew), 1335 nucleotides long. It is a transcript of the gene RNF7, whose product is annotated as ring finger protein 7. Bases 31 to 375 code for a protein of 114 amino acids. The record is from RefSeq and is a predicted model, not a curated record. Gene Ontology annotation, biological process: ubiquitin-dependent protein catabolic process; protein ubiquitination. The transcript has 3 exons. Gene Ontology annotation, cellular component: nucleus; Cul5-RING ubiquitin ligase complex. Gene Ontology annotation, molecular function: ubiquitin protein ligase activity; zinc ion binding; cullin family protein binding. NCBI's taxonomy places the organism in Eukaryota, Metazoa, Chordata, Mammalia, Eulipotyphla, Soricidae.